Molecule: messenger RNA, 672 nt
Organism: Salvelinus namaycush (lake trout)
Lineage: Eukaryota; Metazoa; Chordata; Actinopteri; Salmoniformes; Salmonidae
Product: extensin-like
Exons: 3
Coding region: 1-672 (223 amino acids)
Source: RefSeq, a predicted model, not a curated record
AUGGUCUUACCCCAUCCUCCACCCAACCCAACAACCCCAGCAUCCACCCCUCCAUCCCACCCAGCAACGCUGGUAUUGAUCCCUGCCCCAUUCCCCCAACCCUUGGCCUCCAACCAGCCUUCCCCCAGCCUUCAUCAUGACUCAACCCCACUGGAUCUCAACCCAGCCUACACCCUAGCCCAGAUGGAGGUAACCCUGGUCCUGGAGUGCCACAGCCCUCCCCAAGCUCUUCCAGACCCCAGCCCUCCGCAAGCUCUUCCCAAACCCAGCCCUCCCCAAGCUCUUCCCAAACCCAGCCCCCCCCAAGCUCUUCCAAACCCCAGUCCCCCGAAAGCUCUUCCCAAUUCCAGCCCUCCGCAAGCUCUUCCCGACCCCAGCCCUCCCCAAGCUCUUCCCAACCCUAGCCCUCCCCAAGCUCUUCCCAACCCCAACCCUCCACAAGCUCUUCCCAACCCUAGCCCUCCCCAAGCUCUUCCCAACCCCAACCCUCCACAAGCUCUUCCCCACCCCAGCCCUCCCCAAGCGCUCUCAAACCCCAGCCCUCCCAAUCCCACCACUCCCCUGCCCUCCCCAAGCUCUUCCCAACCCCUCCCCAAGCUCUUCCGGACCACAGCCCCGACAACCCCAGCCCUCCCCAAGCUCUUCCCGACCCCAGCCCUCCCCAAGCUCUGA